Messenger RNA from Penicillium daleae, 675 nucleotides. Its product is annotated as putative DUF341 family oxidoreductase. Lineage: Eukaryota; Fungi; Ascomycota; Eurotiomycetes; Eurotiales; Aspergillaceae. The record is from RefSeq and is a predicted model, not a curated record. Gene Ontology annotation, cellular component: nucleus; cytoplasm. The transcript is spliced from 3 exons. Bases 1 to 675 code for a protein of 224 amino acids.
AUGCCACUGCGGCUUCUUUGUCUUCACGGCUGGGGGACCAGUGAGAAAAUACUACGAUCGCAACUAAGCGGUCUAAUCGGAGAUUUACAGCGUGACAACACGGCCACGUUCCACUUUCUCGAAGGCGAAAUCGACUCUGAGCCCGGCCCAGGUAUCGCAGGUUUCUAUGAAGCCCCGUACUACAGCUACUACCGCUUCCCCCGGACCUUUUCAGAUGCUGACACCGACGAAACCGACAUCCUCGCCGCAUACGAACAACUCGACGAAGCAAUAACCCUGCACGGACCCUUCGACGGGGUUCUAGGAUUCUCGCACGGCGGAACCCUGGCCGCGGGGUAUCUUAUCCAUCAUGCGAAAAUGUCGCCGGGAAAGGCACCACCGUUUCGGUGUGCAAUUUUUGUCAACUCAUUGCCUCCAUUCCGGAUGCAUCCUGGUCAGAGACCUGUGAUCGAACAGGGUUUGGAGGGGUGGAUUCGGGUUCCGGUGGUGAAUAUUGCUGGGGCGAUGGAUCCGUUGUUUGAUUUUUCGUUGGCGCUGCAUCGGAUUUGCGAUCAGCAGUGUUCGAGUUUUGUGGUGCAUGGAAAGGGGCAUGAUGUACCUACUGAUGUGAAGAAUGUUGCUAUUAUGGCGGCUGCGAUCCGGAAGCUUGCGGUUAAGAUGUUGGGAGGUUGGUGA